CACAUGCAUUGAUCUGGUCCAGUCAGUCUCUCGUCCUGCCUCUGCUGCCUGCAGUAGUUUCCAAAUCCCCCAGUACGAACGAGUACAGAAGAGAGACGAGAGAGAAAGAACGAGAGAAGCAGGAAGAAGCAGGAGGAAGAAGAAGAAGAAGAAGAAGAAGAAGAAGAAGAGAAGAGUAGACAGAAAAGACAGAAGACAUCAUGUCGUCCGUUCCUGUCGACCCGGAGAAGGAGGUGCGGCCCAACAACGAGACGGUCACGGCCGACGAGCUCAGAGAAAAUGAUCAUGAUCUCAAUGAGAAGGAGGAUGUCCUCCACUCUGAAGUCCUGGGCAACCAGGACCUCAUGAACGAGGCCGUCAACGGUGAGGACCGCCAGCACGAGCAAACCCUCUGGGGAGCCGUCCAGGACCAUCCCAUGGCCUGCGUGUGGGCUUUCAUCUUCUGCUUUACAAUUGUCAUGGAGUCGUUCGACAUGUUCCUGAACGGUAACUUCGUCGCCCUUCCCGCCUUUCAAAAUAGAUACGGUGUCACGAGCGGCGACGCAAAGGUCAUCCCCACCAAGUGGCAGAGUGCCCUCUUCCAGGCCGGCCAGUGUGGUGCUUUUGUCGGCGUCUUCCUCGCCGGCCCCAUCACCAACCGUAUCGGCUACCGCUGGACCACCAUCGUGGGCCUCAUCCUCAUGAACGCCACCAUUUUCAUUUCUUUCUUUGCCGAUUCGCUCCCCGCACUCGUCAUCGGACAGGCGUUUGAGGGUGUCCCCUGGGGUUUCUUCAUUGCCAACUCUCCCGCCUACGCCAGCGAAGUGGUCCCUCUCGCCCUCCGAGGCGCUUGCACGGCCACACUGCAGAUGAGUUGGUCCAUUGGCGGUAUCAUUGUCGCCGCUGCCACCUACGGCUACAACCAGCGGAACGACGAGUGGGCCUGGCGAGUCCCCUUGGCCCUGCAGUGGAUCUUCCCUACCCCGCUCUUGAUCCUCAUCUUCCUCGCUCCCGAGUCCCCUUGGUGGCUGAUGCGCCGCGGGCGCAAGCAGGAGGCCCUCCGCUCCGUCGAGCGCCUCGGCCGCAAGUCCAGACAGAACCCCCAUGAGCAACUUGCCAUGAUCGAGCGGACCAUCGAGAUCGAGGCCCAGAUGGGUGGCACCCCAACCCUUCUCGAUCUUUUCAAGGGCACCGACCUGAGGCGGACCACCAUCACCUGCUUGAUGUAUGCCUCGCAGAACUUUGCCGGCAACCUGAUUGCCAACCAGGCCACCUUCUUCUUUGAGCAGGCUGGCAUUUCGAGCGACUUUGCUUUCAAGCUGAACCUGAUCAACUCGUGCCUCCAAUUCGUGGCCAACGCGGGCUCCUGGUUCCUCUCGGGCUGGUUCGGCCGCCGCACCAUCUACCUCUGGGGCACGGCCACCAACAUCACCUUCCUCUUCAUCCUGGGUAUCUGCGCCUCGGUGCCGCAGACCCACGCGACCAACUACGCCCAGGCCGUGCUCGGAAUCAUCAUCUCCUUCGUCUUCGCCGGCACCCUGGGCCCCAUCAGCUACUCCAUCAUCGCCGAGACCUCGUCCGUCCGCCUGCGCGCCCUGAGCACCGGUGUCGGCCGCGCGGCCUACUACGUCGCCGAGAUCCCCAUGAUCUUCCUCGCCUCCCAGAUGCUCAACUCCACCGGCUGGAACCUGGCCGGCAAGUGCGGCUAUGUCUGGGGCAGCACCGCCGUCGUCUGCUGGGUCAUGGCCUACUUCUUCCUGCCCGAGCUCAAGCACCGCUCCUACCGUGAGCUGGACAUCCUGUUCAACCGCAGAGUCCCCGCCAGGAAGUUCAAGAGCACCGUCAUCGACGUCAAGGACAACGAGUAAAAGAAGAGGCGGUCGGCGGCGUGCGGUAUGUAUGCAUGGAUACAUGUAUGCAUUCGUUCGUAGUCGGGCAGGGCAAUGAAGUUUCUAUAUAUACUAGAGCAAAAGAAAAAGUCCCUGUACCCUUUUCUUGUACCUCGAUCAUGGACGUCUGGAGGAGAGCUUUCUUUUCUUCUUUCAAUUAUAUCCUCCUAGGACUUGCCCAGGCUGGAAAUACAGAUUUUAUGACAUUCAAUCCGGAGACUGUUCACUCGACUACUGAUGACAUGACUUAAUCACCUUGUGAAAGCAUCUAAUUCUUCUCUCCUCGGAUUGUUAUCUAGUCUAUUCUUCCAAUGCUCGCAAAAGACCUGUCCCCCCUGCCCUCCACCUCCGCCCCAGUUUGGUUUAUAGACCCACGGUGAGACGAGAAAUACUGGUUCUAAUGCGAGCACCGACGCGAGAAUACAUCUUCUCGCCUUUCUUUACCGAGGCCAAGUCCGACGCCACCGGGGGAUACGGCUUAUGCAGCCGAAGCUCAACUGGCCACCGCUGGCUGGCUGCCAAUCGUGUCAGCAGUCAGGUUGGUUUUAUGGAUUUCUCGACCAAGUUCGAUCUGAACCACAUCCGAAAAGCAUGCCCUUCGUCGACAACGUGUAUCUUGCUUAGGACGUUCAGGAUUGUGUGGACUUUAGCAAGGAUGCUGGGGGAGUGGUCGGUGAAAGAAGAUCUAGCAGCCGGCUGUGCGAGAAGCAAUGAGAGCGGGGCAAUGUAUCCAGUUAUGCAGUUGUGGAAGAAGGGUAGGCCAGUCAUACAAAAAGGAAGGACUGAGUAAAUACUCCCUUCACUCGAGCCCUGCAACCAGCUCUCUCUUAGCUACAGCACCAGACAGCUUCAGCCGGCCUACUACUACUACCAUAGUACUGGGUUAGCGCCCUUGCCCCGGCCAGACAGUGCUCUAGAGUAGUACUGAAACAUCAUGUUGCCGAGGAAGCUAG
Messenger RNA from Cryphonectria parasitica EP155, 2821 nucleotides. RefSeq lists its product as uncharacterized. The coding region runs from base 201 to 1847 and encodes 548 amino acids. The transcript is spliced from 7 exons. The record is from RefSeq and is a predicted model, not a curated record. Gene Ontology annotation, cellular component: membrane. Gene Ontology annotation, biological process: carbohydrate transport; transmembrane transport. Gene Ontology annotation, molecular function: carbohydrate:proton symporter activity. NCBI's taxonomy places the organism in Eukaryota, Fungi, Ascomycota, Sordariomycetes, Diaporthales, Cryphonectriaceae.